This is a messenger RNA of Falco peregrinus (peregrine falcon), 929 nucleotides long. RefSeq names its product UPF0500 protein C1orf216 homolog. The record is from RefSeq and is a predicted model, not a curated record. The transcript has a single exon. NCBI's taxonomy places the organism in Eukaryota, Metazoa, Chordata, Aves, Falconiformes, Falconidae. Bases 1 to 804 code for a protein of 267 amino acids.
AUGGCUGAGACAGUAGGUGUAAUACCAAGAGAUGAAGAGGACAUCCAAAAUAACAGCGAUAAUGAAGACCCAUUUCUGAAUCGUGAUGCUGUAGUGGCAUCCCCUGGUUGUUCUGCCAGCCCUUCCUUAGCCAGCCUUAACGAAGACAAGGGGAGCUCAGCAGUGCCAGAAAAACUGUCCACCCUUUCCAGCAAUGCUCUGGCCCAGACAAAAGCCCUGACUGGCCCAGAGGUGGUUAGCAGUGGCCAGGCACAGAAGACAGCCUCUGAGUUGGCUGAGCAUCAUCCAGCAGCUGUAAAUGCAUUGUUAGGUGACUCGUCAUACCCUGCAACGGUCUGUAACCAGCAGCUGGUGGGCAUUGCCUCCCUGUGCUCCAGAAGCCCCUGCUGCAAUGGUGACCUGAAUUCAGAGGUGCUGCAGGUCCCAAAGGUGCCCAGCAGGGCCAGUGAGACCCUGCAGACUCUCACUGUCCUGCCCGGGACUGACCCCAGGGGCUGCCACAUGCAGCAUGCAGGGAGCGGCGCCAAGGGCGGUACAGCCCCUUGCAGUCUGGGCCGGGUGAUUUGGGCAAAGACUGCAAAAGUAAUGGAGACCUUAGAAAAUAAGAAAAAGGAGGAAAAGGAGAAGUACCGUCUCCAGCUAGCUAUGUACCGACGGCUUUUGCUGUUGCGCUCAAUCAGGAGCUUGCAUAAGCAGCUGGAGCAGCAGCAGGCCAGAUUGCAGGAAUGCUACGGCACAGUAAUAAAUACCAAGAAAGAAGUGUUGAAACACAUUCGCUCAACCUCGCCCUCACCUUCGCCAUAAUCGUGUUGCUGCAUGCAGAAAUGAGCUUUGUAAUGCCACCAGAGCCAUCAUUAAGCUUGCAUGCUAUAGGGGUGGUGUCCUUGUACCCAAGAGUACGUGCCCGUGUGUGCUGAGAGUAGUGAGGA